Gordionus sp. m RMFG-2023 is the source of this 1702-nucleotide messenger RNA. Its product is annotated as SWI/SNF-related matrix-associated actin-dependent regulator of chromatin subfamily B member 1-like. Gene Ontology annotation, biological process: positive regulation of pseudohyphal growth by positive regulation of transcription from RNA polymerase II promoter; chromatin remodeling. The coding region runs from base 34 to 1542 and encodes 502 amino acids. The transcript is spliced from 9 exons. Gene Ontology annotation, molecular function: transcription coactivator activity. Gene Ontology annotation, cellular component: nucleus; nBAF complex; npBAF complex. The record is from RefSeq and is a predicted model, not a curated record. NCBI's taxonomy places the organism in Eukaryota, Metazoa, Nematomorpha, Gordioida, Chordodea, Parachordodidae.
UGUCUCUAUUUUUAUAAUAGUAAACACAAAUUGAUGUCUUAUAAAACUUUGGGUGAAAAACCUAAACCUUUUAAAAUAGAAGAAGAAGGUGAACUUUAUUACUUGGGAUCAGAAGUUGGCAAUUAUUUAAGACUAUUUCGUGGAUCGUUAUAUAAGAAAUAUCCUUCUCUAUGGAGAAGGAUAGCUACUCUUGAUGAAAAGAAACAAUUAUAUAAAUUGGGUAUCACUCAACAUACCCUUGUGGUUAAUAUAACUUUGGUUAAGGCAAAAGAAGUUGAUGAUAUUUUUGAAGGCAACGAUAUAAAAUACAAAGCUGUCUCAUUCAAUAGUGGUCUUAAUCCUAGUACUGCAUUAGAAGGUGGAAUUAAUCCUAGGGAAAACAAAAUUGGCAAAAGAAGUUCGGCUGUUAAUUCUAUGUUACUUUUCAACAAUCCUAUCAAUUCCACAAUCAUGCAAGGACCAAAUCUUUUAGGAAACAUCCCGUUAGGUGGCAUAGUAGGCAACACAAACCCAUCUAACAAUUCUGCUAAUGGCUUAAAUAACGCCUCCACGACCUGGAAUAAUUCAUAUCACCUUGACGCCGUCCCUUCUGCAACUCCUAUAUCUAGAACUCGGGCUAAUAAGAAAAUCAGAAAUUACGACGACAUAUUAUCCCCACAAAACCUAUAUAAUCCACACGAAGAAAAAGAAGGUGCGGCAGAAAAAUGCCACGAGCAGCUGAUACCUAUCAGAUUGGACAUGGAAAUAGAUGGCGCUAAAUUACGCGACGUUUUUAUUUGGAACAAAAACGCCAAACGAUCUUUGAUUGAAAAUAUGGGCGAAAUCCUUUGUGAAGAUGUCCAACUCCUGCCUCUCUCCACCUAUCUCCCGGCCGUUUGCCAGGCAAUGCGACAACAGAUUGACACGCAUUUCGAAAAUUUUUACUACCAUCCCCCGAUUAAAAAGGACAUCUCGGAUAGUUUAAAAAGCGUUGAAAAUGGUGAUACUGUAAGUGAAAUUAUACGCGGAAAUGAUGGCCAAGUUGAUGGGAAUUCAGUUGGAAAUGGAAAUGUGGAAAAGGAAUCCGGAAAGAAAGAAAGUAAUAUCAGUAAUCCAAAAGAUCAAAAAAUCGGCCAGGAAGAAGAAGAAAAUGAUUAUUUGUAUUCCAUGGCAUCUCUUGAUCAAAGAGUUGUUAUUAAGCUUAACAUCCACGUGGGAAAUGUGAGCCUUGUGGAUCAAUUUGAAUGGGACAUCUCAGACCCCGACAAUGACCCUGAAUUAUUCGCUCAAACAUUGUGCAAAGAAUUAGGCUUAGGGGGAGAAUUUUUGACCUCCGUAGCUUACAGUAUACGUGGACAGAUCUCUUGGCAUCAUAAAACAUACGCUUUUAGUGAAGCUCCUUUACCUACUGUGGACAGCGCAUUCAGAAAUACUAAUGACGUUGAUGCCUGGUGUCCUUUCAUCGAAAUUUUGACAGACGCGGAAAUGGAGAAAAAAAUUCGAGACCAGGACAGAAAUACUAGGAGAAUGAGAAGACUGGCGAACACAGCUCCAACUUGGUGAAUUAUUGCUUUAUCAUCAAAAAUAUAUUAUUGAUCUCAUGAAAUAUAAUAAUUUUAUAUUUUAAUUUUUUGUAAAGUAAAAAUAUUUUUUUAUAUUUUGAAUUACUUUGUGAUUGUAUUUACAUAAAAGAACAACUUAAUAUUUAUUGUUAGAAAGAAUA